AUGUCGGCGUCUUUGGACUCAAGCUUAGAUCCCAUGGAGGAAAUUCGUUUCCGCAAGAAACACGGAUUUACUUGGCAGGAAUUGCAGAAAGAAACUCAUUUCACCUUCACUGAAUUAGAACAAAUUAUGGUAAUAUUCUUCAAAAUUCAGAAACGAGACGAGAAACCGGGAGGUGAUACGAUAUCAAGAGCUCAUUUCAGAGACGUUCUUCAUACUGGUUUGGGUAUGACAGAUGCCUAUAUGAUGGAGCGUGUGAUGGUGGCUCUCGAUCGAGGGACGACCCCUUAUGUUACCAUGCAAACAUUCGCUAAGGCUUUUUCCCUGUACCUACGUGGAGAUCUCGAGGAACGCAUCGCGUACGCGUUUACGUGUUAUGAUUUGCUCGGCGAAAAUUAUCUGAGAAGAGAAACGAUGUAUCAGUUGAUGAAAAAAAGCUUGGUGAAGGCAUCACGCGAUGAUGAUGUUGAGGAAGCUGUCAAGUUGCCAGUUUCCGCAACCGGCAACCGCAACUCGUGA
Messenger RNA from Hyposmocoma kahamanoa, 516 nucleotides. RefSeq names its product EF-hand calcium-binding domain-containing protein 1-like. The transcript has 5 exons. NCBI's taxonomy places the organism in Eukaryota, Metazoa, Arthropoda, Insecta, Lepidoptera, Cosmopterigidae. Bases 1 to 516 code for a protein of 171 amino acids. Gene Ontology annotation, molecular function: calcium ion binding. The record is from RefSeq and is a predicted model, not a curated record.